UAGGCGACGCGUGGUCCACGGGGCGGGAUGCUCGGGGUGGUCCACGAUGGUCCCCAGCGCGGCCCCGAGACCCGCCGCCUCCAACCGCAAAAACAUGCAGAAAUUGGCCGAGUCCCUCAGUAAAGGGAUCAAGCACUUCACCAAGAAUGAAGCGGAGAGUCUCAUCAGGAUGUUCUACGGCCUGGUGGAGGAGACCAGCGAACGUCCGGCCUCCGUCGGGCUGGACCGAAACGCGUUCCGAAACAUCUUGCACAUGAAGUUUGGCAUGACGGACGACAUGAUCAUGGACAGGGUGUUCCGGGCGUUCGACAAAGACAACGACAGCUCCAUCAGCGCAGCCGAGUGGGUGGCUGGCCUGGCGGUGUUUCUUCGGGGGACCCUGGAGGAAAAGAUGAAAUACUGCUUUGACGUGUAUGACCUCAACAGCGACGGGUACAUUUCGCGAGAGGAAAUGUUCCACAUGCUGAAAAACAGCCUUCUCAAGCAGCCCACUGAGGAAGACCCCGAUGAAGGUAUUAAGGACUUGGUGGAAAUCACGCUCAAGAAAAUGGAUUACGACCACGACGGCAAACUCUCUUUCGCAGACUUCGAUCAGGCUGUGAGAGAAGAGAGUCUCUUGCUGGAAGCAUUUGGCCCGUGUUUACCAGACAUUAAGAGCCGCUUGGUGUUUGAGUCCCAGGCAUUCGCAGAAAAGCCUGACUUGUAGUGAGGGCGGGAACAGGUUUAACUCAUUAAACAUCCUUUCUGUGA
Molecule: messenger RNA, 750 nt
Organism: Tachyglossus aculeatus (Australian echidna)
Lineage: Eukaryota; Metazoa; Chordata; Mammalia; Monotremata; Tachyglossidae
Gene: CLXN
Product: EF-hand calcium binding domain 1
Exons: 6
Coding region: 47-706 (219 amino acids)
Molecular function (GO): calcium ion binding
Source: RefSeq, a predicted model, not a curated record